ACGCCUUGGCACCUGCAUCCUCCAGACCACCCACAUCCCCACCGUCCCACAAGCCGCCCUCACGCUGGAUCCACCUUGCUGCCUUGCACAUCUCAUCCAGCAGCAGCGAGCCCGCGUCUCUCGCCUGCCUUUCGCGCGCUCGCGUGCGCGCCCCUCACCGGCCGUGCAGUCUGUCGCCGGCGUCCUCCUCCCGCCCUCUUGACACCGCUGUCCUCUGCCGCACGCGGCUCUAGCAGCAGGCAGCCAUGCCGCGCGUUCUCAUUGCGCCCUCGGUGCUGGCCGCCGACAUGGGCAAUCUGAACCACGAGUGCAAGCGCAUGAUGGAGGCGGGUGCAGACUGGCUGCACAUGGACGUGAUGGACGGGCACUUUGUGCCGAACAUCGUGCUGGGCGCGCCGAUUCUCUCGUCGGUGAAAAAGGCAGUGCCGAACAUCUUCAUGGACUGCCACAUGAUGGUGACGGAGCCGGGGCGGUGGGUGAAGGACAUUGCAGAGGCAGGCGGAUCGAGCUAUACAUUUCACAUUGAGGCUGCCGACGACCCGAUGGACGUGGUGCGGCUGAUCAAGGCGACGGGCAUGCGCGCCGCCGUCGCGAUCAACCCGGGCACGCCGUCGUCGGAGAUCUCCAACGAGCUGGGUGAGGCCGUCGACAUGAUCCUCGUCAUGACGGUGUGGCCGGGCGCGGGCGGGCAGAAGUUCAUGAAGGAGUGCAUGCCCAAGGUGGCGGAGCUGCGCGCGCGCUUCCCGAACCUGGACGUGGAGGUCGACGGCGGCGUGGGCCCAAAGACGAUUGACCGGUGUGCCGACGCAGGCGCCAACAUCAUCGUGGCCGGCACGGCCAUCUUCAACGCCGACUCGCCGCGCGACGUGAUCGCCUUUCUGCGCAACCGCUGCACGGCGGCGCAAGAACGCAUUGCGCGCGAGCGCGAGCAGAUUCUCUUUGACCCCGCGGCCGACUCUGCGCUCGACGACGACGACGACCAAGGGCCGACGGUGUCGCGCCCCGGCAGCCGGCCGACGACGCCGCUGAGCCAGCCGCGCGCCUACCUGCGGCACCUCGUCGCGCGCCGCUCGAGCGGCGCCCUCGAGCCGAUGAAGCGGGGGAACCCGCCUGAGGGCGGCCCCGUCAAGGGCCUCAGCGCGCAGAUGGGCAUGACGUCGAUCGGAUAGAGGCGCAGCUCCGCCGUCGUUGUGCGCUCCUCGCCGCUCGUCUGUGCGCGCGCCAUGCGCCGAGCGCGGCGUGCCUGCACCACAUCCUCUCAUACAGCAUCCUUCACUUCUGCUCCGGCCCCUCUCUCUCUCUCAUACACUUGUCGCGGCUCUUCUUGCCCCUCGUUCCCGCUUCCUGGUCCCCCGACGCGCCCCGCAUACUUCACGCUGCCACGCCCCACUCCUUCCAACCCAUGCCCCUGCACCCCUGGGCGCGCAAUGGCACCGUCAUGCAGCCU
Molecule: messenger RNA, 1447 nt
Organism: Tilletiopsis washingtonensis
Lineage: Eukaryota; Fungi; Basidiomycota; Exobasidiomycetes; Entylomatales
Product: putative RPE1-D-ribulose-5-phosphate 3-epimerase
Exons: 7
Coding region: 246-1169 (307 amino acids)
Biological process (GO): pentose-phosphate shunt, non-oxidative branch; carbohydrate metabolic process; pentose-phosphate shunt
Cellular component (GO): cytosol
Molecular function (GO): D-ribulose-phosphate 3-epimerase activity; metal ion binding
Source: RefSeq, a predicted model, not a curated record